AUGACCAACCCGUACCUGUGGAUCGCCGUUGUUGGCGGCAUUCUCGCCUUCCUUACCGGAUGCGGCGUGGGAAUGAACGACCUGGCCAACGCCUUUGGCACGACGUAUGGCUCCCGCGUGCUGACGCUGAAGCAGAUUGUUCUUGUUGCUUCAAUCUGUGAGUUUGCUGGCGCCGUGUCCCUUGGUGGCGAGGUGACCUCCACGAUCGCCGGCGGCAUCGCCGACUCGUCGCACUUUGCAAGCGAACCCUACGUUUUGAUGUACGGCAUGCUGUGCGCGCUUGGUGCUGCCUUCGCGUGGUUGCUGCUUGCGACUGCCCUGACCCUUCCCGUCUCGUCGACGCACAGCAUUGCGGGAGGCAUCAUUGGCUUUUCGCUUGUGUACGGUGGCGCCAACAGUGUCUCGUGGGCGAAGAAGAAGAGCGAAUUUCCCUUCGUGACGGGCGUGGUGCCGAUCAUUACGUCGUGGUUCAUCUCGCCGCUGCUUACGGGUCUUGCCGCUGCGGCUGUGUACGGCCUUAUCCGCACGCUGGUGCUCCGUCCGGCGAACUCGGUUCAGCGGGCACUGUACUCUGUUCCGGUCAUCUUCGGUGUGGCGUUCUUCCUGGAGUCCUUCUUUGUGCUGUUCAAGGGCGCCAAGUCGCGUCUUCACUGGCCAGUGGAGAAGGCCCUGUGGGUUGCCGCCAUCAUUGGCGUUGGCGCCGGCAUUGCCUCGAUCGCCCUUAUUCCCCUGCUGAAGCGCCGUGUGAGAUUGAUGGUGGAGAAGGCAGAGCGCCAGGCGGAGGAAUUGGGCUGCGGUGCUGCUGAGCUGGGGCAAGGGGCUGAGGCUGAUCCCUCUGCGGAAAAGGUUGAGUGUGCUCCUGCUGCUGACGGCACCGCGUGUGGAAAUAUAACUUCGUCGAGCACGGCGCAGUCUGAGGAAAAGGUGGACAAGAAGUUCAUUGAGCCCAUCACAGGGGCGUUUGUGGGCGAUGCGGAGAAGAGCUCGGAGAGCGAGCACCGAGGGACGGCUGCUUUACCGACAGUUACUGCGCAGCUGUUCGACAAACGCGUGGAGUACGUGUUCCGUUACCUGCAGGUUUUCACGGCCAUAUGUGCAUCCUUUGCGCAUGGUGCGAGCGAUGUGAGCAAUGCGGUGGGGCCGUUCGCUGCCAUCUACUCCAUCUACCAGACGCGGGUGGUGGAGUCGAAGAACGGGACGCCAAUCUGGAUUUUGUGCAUCGGUGGCGGCGGUCUCGUGCUUGGUCUUGCGACGCUUGGUGUGAGGAUCAUGAGGCUACUCGGCGAGCGCAUCACGAAGAUCACCCCGAGCCGAGGCUUCUCUGCAGAGCUCUCUACUGCGAUGGUUGUUUCGUUUGCCUCUGGCUACGGCGUGCCGAUCUCCUCGACGCACUGCAUCACUGGUGCCGUGAUUGCAAUCAGCAUUGUUGACGUUGGCUUCUGGAAUGUGCGCUGGAUCAUUGUUGCGAAGCUCUACGCCGGCUGGAUGCUGACUCUUGUCGUCUGUGGCUUGAUCUCUGCACUGUUUUUUGCACAGGGAAUCUACGCACCAAGUCGGACCAUUUAA
This is a messenger RNA of Trypanosoma cruzi, 1566 nucleotides long. RefSeq names its product phosphate-repressible phosphate permease, putative. The record is from RefSeq and is a predicted model, not a curated record. Gene Ontology annotation, biological process: phosphate ion transmembrane transport. The transcript has a single exon. Gene Ontology annotation, molecular function: phosphate transmembrane transporter activity. Gene Ontology annotation, cellular component: membrane. Bases 1 to 1566 code for a protein of 521 amino acids. NCBI's taxonomy places the organism in Eukaryota, Euglenozoa, Kinetoplastea, Trypanosomatida, Trypanosomatidae.